This is a messenger RNA of Carassius gibelio (silver crucian carp), 4696 nucleotides long. RefSeq names its product EH domain-containing protein 4. The transcript has 6 exons. Gene Ontology annotation, cellular component: plasma membrane; cytoplasm. Lineage: Eukaryota; Metazoa; Chordata; Actinopteri; Cypriniformes; Cyprinidae. Gene Ontology annotation, biological process: endosomal transport; endocytosis. The record is from RefSeq and is a predicted model, not a curated record. Bases 205 to 1848 code for a protein of 547 amino acids. Gene Ontology annotation, molecular function: calcium ion binding; GTP binding; protein binding.
UCACAUAAAAGGAUACAGGUGAGGUCACAGCGACACACGCGCGCACACAGCUGGACAAUCCACGCAUAGACCAGGAGACGGGGUAGUGUCAAUACUACAGCAAAUAAAGAAGAAGAAAACAACAACACUGGGACCGUUUUAAAUUCCUCAAGUAUAAAAAGGGAACUAAGGUUGCAUCACGUAUAAAAGAGCUCUGCGAGGAACAUGUUCACUUGGGUAAAUAAGGAGCAGGGUGGAAGGAACAAGGAGGGAGACAUGUUUCAAACGGUGACUGAAGGACUUCAGGAUCUCUAUGAUAAAAAACUCCUGCCUUUGGAGGAGACCUACCUUUUCCAUGACUUCCACUCGCCGGCGCUGGAGGAGGCGGACUUCCAUAACAAACCCAUGGUGCUGCUGGUCGGACAGUAUUCCACAGGAAAGACCACUUUCAUCAGGUAUCUUCUGGAGCAAGAUUUUCCAGGGAUGCGAAUUGGCCCCGAACCAACGACAGAUGGAUUCAUAGCUGUAAUGUAUAAUGAGAAUGAGGGAAUUGUUCCUGGAAACGCUUUGGUUGUGGACCCAAAGAAACCUUUCCGCAAACUCAAUGCUUUUGGAAAUGCCUUCUUAAAUAGGUUCAUCUGCUCACAAAUGCCCAACCAAGUCCUACAGAGCAUCAGCAUCAUUGACACGCCGGGGAUUUUGUCUGGCGAGAAGCAGCGCAUAAGCAGAGGCUAUGAUUUCUCUGAGGUACUGCGCUGGUUUGGAGAGCGAGUGGACCGUAUCAUUCUCCUCUUUGACGCCCAUAAGCUAGAUAUAUCUGAUGAAUUUUCUCAAGCGAUCAAAGCUUUCCGUGGGCAAGAUGACAAAAUCCGCGUGGUACUGAACAAGGCCGAUCAGGUGGACACUCAGCAGCUAAUGCGGGUUUAUGGUGCGCUGAUGUGGUCGCUGGGGAAGGUGAUCAAUACUCCAGAGGUGGUGCGGGUCUAUCUUGGCUCUUUUUGGGGCAAACCUCUUCAAAAUGCAGACAACCGGCGUCUGUUUGAAGCCGAAACACAAGAUCUCUUCAAAGACAUCCAGAGUCUGCCUCGCAACGCUGCCCUGCGAAAGCUGAAUGACCUCAUCAAAAGAGCUCGUCUUGCUAAGGUGCAUGCUUAUAUCAUCAGCUACUUAAAGAAGGAAAUGCCCUCCCUGUUUGGAAAAGAGAAGAAAAAGGAGGAGCUGAUUGCCCACCUGCCUGAGAUCUAUCAGAUUCUGCAGAGAGAGCACCACAUCUCACCUGGAGAUUUCCCUAAUGUCAUUAAAAUGCAGGAGCAACUGCAACACUACGACUUCAGCAAGUUCCCUUCUUUGAAGGUGAAGUUGAUUGAAUCUGUGGACAGAAUGUUGUCCACCAAGAUCUCAAGUCUGUUGAACAUGAUCCGAGAGGAAGAAAGCAAACAGCCUGCUCAGAUGGUAAAGGGUGGAGCCUUUGAGGACUCGUCCGACGGGCCUUUCGGCCACCUCACCUAUGGUGAGGGUAUCAGUGCAGGGGCUGAUACUGAGGACUGGAUCGUGAGUCGCGACAAACAUCGCUACGAUGAAAUCUUCUACACACUGAUGCCUGUCAAUGGGAAGGUAACAGGCAUCAAUGCCAAGAAGGAGAUGAUGAAUUCUCGUCUGCCCAACACUGUACUGGGAAAGAUCUGGAAGCUGGCAGACUGUGAUAAGGACGGCAUGCUGGAUGAUGAAGAAUUUGCUCUUGCUCAGCAUCUCAUUAAAAUCAAACUGGAGGGAUUUGAGAUCCCUACAGAGCUACCAAAUCACCUAAUACCUCCAUCGCACAGGAAGAACCCCACUGCGGACAUCUUGUACAACCACCAGGAGGAUUGAUCACAUUCAUGUCUGUAUAUUUAUCAGCCAGCUGCUAGUACAAAGUGGCCUUUGAAUAUUGAAGUCUUACUUCAUUGAACGGGAUGAAGUUUUAAUAGUUAAGCCAUCUAUCAUCUUCAGCAGUGCUGUUAAAAUAAGAUGUGUGACUUGAACAUGUCUAAGAUUGAGUGUGUUUUUAUAUAAGUGCACUGAUUCAGUGUUAAAGAACAAUAUAUUCAUAUUUUUGAUAGCCAUACAAAUAUAAAUUACAGCCCAUAUAAUUUGGAUUGCUUCUAAAUCCCUGACCUUGUUAUUUCAACUUGUGCUUGCAGAUUGUGAAAAUUCAUUGCUUUCAAUGUUAUAUUACAUUUCAUAUCAAAUAACAAUUUCGGUUAAGUAUGCAUAACAGCAGCCAAACAAAUACCCAUACGUGACACAUUAUCACAGAAGUACUGACAGAAGUAUCAUUCAUUUCACUUUCUGACAGAGUGUGAAUAUCUAUUAAAUUAAUUUUGAAACGCAAUAUAGUGUUUUUUUUUUUUUUACUUUAAUCUUUUCCUUGAAUGUACACUUUAGUAUGAACUGAAAAAUAAAUACUAUAGACAGGGUUUUUGUGGAUCUUUAAAAAUCGUAAAUUUUGUUGUAGUCUAUUAAAUUUAAAGGGUUAGUUCACCCAAAAAUCUAAAUUAUGUCAUUAACGACCCUCAUGUCGUUCCAAACCAGUAAGACCUCUGUUUAUCUUCAGAACACAGUUUAAGAUAUUUUAGAUUUAGUCCGAGAGCUUUCUGUCCCUCCAUUGAAAAUCUAUGUACGGUAUACUGUCCAUGUCCAGAAAGGUAAUAAAAACAUCAUCAAAGUAGUCCAUGUGACAUCAGAGGGUCAGUUAGACUUUGUUGAAGCAUCGAAAAUACAUUUUGGUCCAAAAAUAACAAAAACUACAACUUUAUUCAGCAUUGUCUUCUCUUUAGUGUCUGUUGUGAGACCGUUCAAAACACAACAGUGAUAUCUGGUUCGUGAACGAAUCAUUAGAUGUAACCGGAUCUUCUUGAACCAGUUCACCAAAUCGAACUGUAUCGUUGUAAAUGGUUUGCGUCUCCAAUAAGCAUUAAUCCACAAAUGACUUAAGCUGUUAAUUUUUUUUAAUGUGGCUGACACUCCCUCUGAGUUCAAACAAACCAAUAUCCCGAAGUAAUUCAUUUACUCAAACAGUACACUGACUGAACUGCUGUGAAGAGAGAACUGAAGAUGAACACAGAGCCGAGCCAGAUAAUGAACGAACGAUUGACAAUUAAUGACAUAAUUUAGAUUUUUGGGUGAACUAACCCCUUUAAGGACAUAAGAAGUCUUAAAUGUUCCAAGCUAUUUUUUGUUAUGAUUUCAAGAGGUCUUAAAUUUGUGGACGGUAACACUAGAAUUGCGAUAUGGUUGAAUGUGAUGAUUAAACUUCAAAAGGCUUUGAUUUUAUAAAAAUAAAAACCACUGUAUUUCUGCUGUUUCAAAAGCGCCUCCUGCUGGCAGAGAAUUAACAAUUUCAAUAAGCCGUUCUGUUGUUUUUGUUCAGACCAAUGUGAAAAUAAACCCAUUUUUUUAUGCAUCAAACACACAAUUGUAAAUUUGAACUAGUGUUUUGACAAAAAGAUAAUGCAUUAUAAAACAACAAUAAAAGUACAUUUCUAUGUUAUUUAAUAUAACAUAUGAUUUAUAAAAAAAAAUAAUUAGUGUAAUAACUGAUCCUUUUGACUCAUCCCUUUUCUUAAAAAUGGUUUAAAGACUUUCUCUCACUGACUACGUUUACAUGCAGCCAAUAACCCGUUCAAAACCGGGUUAUUAGCAAUAACCCGGUCGCGCACGGCCAUGUAAACCCGGAUAUGCUCAUAUCCCGGUUUUUCUUACGUCAAGACGCUAACCGUGCGUCGCCGUUUACAUUGGGAUAUUGGCGACUGAUUACACAUUCGAUGUAUACAGGAGUAACUCUUUCUGCUCACGCAUGUAAACGGGUUAUCCCGAAUUUUUCAGGAACCCAAAUAGUGACCUUAACCCGACCAUAACCCGAAUUUUAACAGCUUGUAAACGUAGUCACUGAGUGUUAAAUUUUAAAUUAAGACUCUGAUCUACACAAAUAGACAUUUAUAAGAGCAUUAUACUGAACAGCACUAAGUUUUGCCAGGGUAUUGCAAAAAUAUUCUACAGUUUCAGUAUAUAGGAGAGUACCGAGCUCCUUCCUUCCUGGGGAUUUUUUUUUUUUUUGAGAGCGAGAUUAGCAUCUAGGCUGCCAACUCUAUUUUGUCUUCUAAUUAUACAAAGACUUAUUUUUUUUUAAAUACAAUAUUAAUGUUUAUGUUAUUUAACACAAAAUAUCAAUGAUAAUGACAGUAAAAGAAAACACUGAAUUAAACAUUUACGUUUAUAAUUCUGAGUUGCAAAUAACUUCUGUUGUAUGAAGAAACAUUAUGAAACUCCUUUAUGCUGUAUAUACAUUUAUACUGAUGAAUGUAAUUAUGUAUGUUAUACAAUGUCACUAUAACCAUAUGUACAUUUGAACAAGAUCAGAGUUGGAUUACAUGAAUCACACUAACUAUUUCACACAAGGCCAUCUCUUAUGGCUUUUAAACAUGAAAAAUCAUUGUGUUCGUGCGCAGGUGAAAUUACGAUUACUGUAAAAUGUGAUUUAAAGUCAUUCUGUACAAAUUUCCCAGACACUUAAGCAUAUAUAGGUGUCUGAUGGUGCUUCCUAUACUUUAAUGAGCUUUUGACAUGUAAAACCUUCAGUCCUCUGUUAAUAUGUAAUUUGCAAAAUUUCUAUAACUUUUUAAAUGAAAUAAGGGAAUGUAAUAAAUGUUUCGCUUUCAAAUUAAAAUUGUUUAUCCAA